AACCGCGAGGACAAUCUGGGACGUCCCAAUCAGCAAAUUCGCUCAUUCAUGAAUGGAAUCAUGGGACAGAGAAGACAGCGAAAACUCCGAGACGCCUUGUUGCAAAACAUUACCGACAUCUGUGACAAGGAAGGGUUUGCCGACCGGACUAGGCCGAUGCUAGAGAAUGACAGGCCGUAUAGAGCGAAUUAUGGCCACAUGCACCGAGUCUUGAAGGAUUGCUCUGUGUGUGCUCACGUUGCCGAGGGAGGCCCAGUUGUCUGCGAGCGUGCUCUCACAAUGUCAUGUGAACAACUUGGAUGUGAUGAAGAUCAAACCAUGUCGAGGGAACGUAAAGCUAAUGAUACCCCGGCAAUACAUUUCGGUGGGUUCUCUUCGAGCGACCAGGUCAUGAAGUCUGCACAAGAUCGGGAUCGAAUUGCAAAGCAGGAGGACAUACUGGGCUUUGAGAUGGAGAGCGCUGGUGUGUGGGAUAACUUUCCCACGGUCGUCAUUAAAGGCGUCUGCGAUUAUGCCGACAGCCAUAAAAACAAGAAAUGGCGGCAGUACGCCUCUGUCACUGCAGCAGCGGGUGCGAAGGCCUUCCUACAACAGUGGAUGAUGACCAACCAAAACAAUACUCGAGCGACUGGGGGAGCUGGAUUUGAGACUGCCGCUGGCAAUGGAAUUGGCCAGCAACGAGCCCUGCUUGAAAAUAAUGGCAACGUUGGGAUUCAAGGCUUGUACCAGGCUUUUCACGGCCACGUCACAAUGCGCUGAAAUCAGUUCAGGGAGCAUGGUAGCUUUUGAGAUGUCAGUCAUAUCAAGCCUGACCAAGAUACCGAUUCUGGGAGUGACGUUUUGGUCGGGUUCUACGGAGAUGCUAGUCUCGCAGCGGAGCUUCCCGCUCCUCGGUCGGCCACAAUUGGCUAUUUUGUACGUAGUAGGGGUUGGGUUUUUUUUGGA
This is a messenger RNA of Aspergillus campestris IBT 28561, 945 nucleotides long. RefSeq lists its product as uncharacterized. Lineage: Eukaryota; Fungi; Ascomycota; Eurotiomycetes; Eurotiales; Aspergillaceae. Gene Ontology annotation, molecular function: catalytic activity. The transcript is spliced from 2 exons. Gene Ontology annotation, biological process: nucleoside metabolic process. The record is from RefSeq and is a predicted model, not a curated record. Bases 61 to 759 code for a protein of 232 amino acids.